Molecule: messenger RNA, 1387 nt
Organism: Jatropha curcas
Lineage: Eukaryota; Viridiplantae; Streptophyta; Magnoliopsida; Malpighiales; Euphorbiaceae
Source: RefSeq, a predicted model, not a curated record
CUUUGUACCAAAAACAACAAAAUGAGCAGCAAUAACGGUUCUGUUAGCCUUCCAGUGAUAGAUUUCUCAAACUCAGACCUAAAGCCAGGCAAUCCUACAUGGGAUUCGUUGAAAUUCCAAGUUCGAAAAGCUGCAGAGGAAUAUGGUUGCUGCGAGGCUUUGUUCAAUAAAAUUCCUCAAGACCUUCAAAAGUCCAUGAAUGAAGCAUCAGAAGAAUUAUUUCAGUUGCCUUUAGAAACCAAACAGCUUAAUGUUUCUGAAAAACCUUUCCAUGGCUACUUUGGAUCAUCAUCUUCAUCUCCACUACAUGAGAGUUUUUCUGUCGUUGAACCUGACAUCUACAACAAGGUCGAAACCACCUUCACUAAUCUCUUAUAUCCUCGAGGAACCAUAGAACUUAGUAAAAUUCUGCAUUCUUUCUCUGAGAAAGUGCUAGAGUUAGAUCAAAUGAUAAGGAGGAUGAUUGUGGAGAGCUUUGGUGUUGGGAAAUACCUAGAUGACCACAUGAACUCUACAUAUUAUAUUUUAAGGUUGACGAAAUACAAAGCACCUGAAACUACUGAAAAAGUAACAGGACUAAAGGCUCACACUGACAAGAACAUAAUAAGCAUAUUGUAUCAAAAUCAGGUAGAGGGGUUAGAGAUACAAACAAGAAAUGGGUAUUGGAUUCCUAUAAAGUUUUCACCUCAUUCUUUUCUCAUCUUAAUUGGGGAAUCUCUUAAUGCAUGGACAAAUGGUCGAUUGUGUAGCCCAUAUCAUAGGGUUAUGCUGAGUGGAAACAAGCCAAGGUACUCUGCUUCAUUCUUUUCAGUACCCAAAGAUGGAUACAUAAUAAAGGCCUUAGAAGAGCUAGUGGACGAAGACCAUCCUUUGCUCUAUAAGCCUUUUGAUUACAGUGAUUACCUCAAACGCCGCUUUGCAGAUGAUGUCAAGAUAAAAUCUGUGCCUCCUCUCAAGAGUUAUUUUGGUUCCUGAUAUAUAUUAUAUUUUUCUGCGAAACUGUAAUUUUGCAAUUUGCAUUCUUCGAGUUUAAACUUUUAAUUUUACUUUUUGGGCCACAGGAAAAAUUUCAAACAUAUGAUCAGUCUUAAACACGUAAUACCUUGUUGUCUACCUUUUAUGUAUUAGUGGGCCGGGUUAGGGCCCAUGUAUGUCCAGCUUGUUUUUCUGAAAACCUCCACCACCAGACUUUUCUCUGUGUUUGUUGAAUAGUUGGCUUAAAUCGUAAGAGAACUUUGUUAUUCUGUUCACACUAAAAAUUAUUUCCGGGUUUCAUGUAUCAACCUGAGUAUUCACCAGAUGUAGACAAAUCUUUCGUCAACUAAAUACGUAUUUGCAGAAUUUCAUCAAUUUAGAAUAUUAUCAUUACAUCCUCUUAGAGAUGAUU